Molecule: messenger RNA, 2865 nt
Organism: Didymella exigua CBS 183.55
Lineage: Eukaryota; Fungi; Ascomycota; Dothideomycetes; Pleosporales; Didymellaceae
Product: glycosyltransferase family 20 protein
Exons: 3
Coding region: 1-2865 (954 amino acids)
Biological process (GO): cellular response to heat; trehalose biosynthetic process; fungal-type cell wall organization
Cellular component (GO): cytosol; alpha,alpha-trehalose-phosphate synthase complex (UDP-forming)
Molecular function (GO): catalytic activity
Source: RefSeq, a predicted model, not a curated record
AUGGCACCAACCACACGGCCCAAUGACGAGGCGGACGAGUCCUUCGAGCCUCAAGAAAGCGAGCACCCUGCCCUCCACCCCUCGAUUACCAAUGUGCCCGUCACUCCUGGGUUCGGCUUGAACGAGGAGAAGCCACCUGUGCGCGAACAGAACAACAGCUUGCCUUUCGACCCGGAGACUGUGUCACCCGGACCAUCGUGGGGUGACAAGGGCUCUUACUUCCCCAAGCAGAACGGAGACGAUUGCACAAGCUCUCCUACUGAGCAGGUGGCCGGUGCCCGCACAGGCGAGGAAUUGCUGAAGCGCCUCAGUGUCUCUUCUGAGUCCACGAAGAAGCAUGACCUGGCUGAUGUUGACCCGCGAGCCGCACACCCGGGACUCAAUCUCAGCGGCAAGCUGAUCAGCGCGACCUUCGCCGUACCUUACAACCUGGGCUACUCGAAGGGCAAUGACUGGGAGAUGAACCCUCGCCAUGGCACAUCAGCUCUCUUCGACUCAUUCUCAUAUCUCGCCUCUUCGUCUUCGCCCUGGAAUCACACUCUCGUUGGCUGGACGGGCGAGAUCUCGCACGCAAAAGCCACAGUCGAGGAGCCCCUCCAGCCCAUCAUCAACAAAGCUGCUGCGCCCAUCCCGGUAGACCCCAAGAAGCCUGCGCCACAACAGUCUCAGCCAUCUGGCAUUCGCAUUGGGCGAGAGGAUCGUGGCCGACUGGAGAAGCAGCUGGAGCGAGACCACGGCGGCAAGAUCGUUCCUGUGUGGCUGGUCGACGAGGUUGACGACGGAAAAGACGAAUAUAUCCUGAAGGAUCAGAGCCGCUGGCGCACAUACGCAGAGCAUGAGCUCUACACAAUUCUGCACUACAAGCAGAAUGAGCCAGCCGAUGGGCGGGCGGCACGCAAGUCAUGGGCAGACUACUAUCGCAUGAAUAAGCUCUUCGCGGAUCGAAUUCUCGAGCUCUACAGCCCUGGAGACAUCGUCAUGGUCCACGACUACCAGCUAAUGCUCCUCCCUAGCUUGUUGCGCCAGCGCUUGCCAAACAUCUAUAUUGGCUUCUUCCUUCACGUUCCCUUCCCGAGUAGCGAGUUCUACAGGUGUCUGAGUAGGCGUAAGGAGAUCCUAGAAGGUGUCCUAGGCGCGAACAUGAUUGGCUUCCAAUCAUUCAGUUACUCCCGCCACUUCUCGUCGUGCUGUACUAGGAUCCUCGGUUUCGAUUCGUCCUCGGCUGGUGUGGAUGCAUACGGUGCGCAUGUUGCAGUUGACGUAUUCCCAAUUGGCAUCAAUUCUAUCUCCACAAAACGACAGGCCUUCGAAGCCCCUGAGGUGGAGGAGAGGAUCAAGCUAAUCCGCGAGAUGUACGCUGGCAAGAAGCUGGUUGUCGGUCGCGACAGGCUGGACGCAGUGCGUGGAGUUGUCCAGAAGCUCCAGGCUUUCGAGAUGUUCCUCGAGAAGUACCCUGAGUGGCAAGAGAAGGUUGUUCUGAUUCAAGUCACCAGCCCUAGCGCUGUAGUGUCUGACGGAGGCGACAACACCCAAGAGAAGAUGGUCAACAAGAUCUCAGAUCUUGCAGCUAAGAUCAACGGUACCUACGGCUCUCUCAGCUUCACCCCAGUCCGCCACUUCCCACAAUACCUGUCCUCGGAGGAGUACUUUGCCUUGCUCCGCAUCGCAGAUGUUGGUCUGAUCACCAGUGUCCGCGAUGGUAUGAACACCACAAGCAUGGAGUACGUUGUUUGUCAGAAAGACAACCAUGGUCCGUUGAUCCUCUCCGAAUUCUCCGGAACAGCCGGAUCCCUCAGUGGAGCUAUCCACAUCAACCCGUGGGAUCUGGGCGGUGUCGCAGACGCCAUCAACGAUGCGCUGAACAUAUCUGUCAAGGAGCGCGAUGACCAGCACAACCAGUUGUACAGCCACGUUGUCAACAACAACGUUCAGUCCUGGACUAAUAACUACCUCAAGCGAUUAUUGACUAACCUGUCUUCCUUCGACCAGUCCUUUGCUACACCAGCUCUGGAUCGCGCAAAGAUCUUGUCUCAAUAUCGACACGCCAAGAAACGUCUCUUCAUGUUUGACUACGAUGGCACAUUGACACCGAUUGUCAAAGAUCCGGCAGCUGCCAUUCCAUCUGACCGCGUCAUCCGGACUCUGAAGACGCUGGCGGCAGACAAGAACAACUCUGUAUGGAUCAUCAGUGGAAGAGACCAAGCUUUCUUGGAUGAGUGGAUGGGUCAUAUCCCAGAGCUCGGUCUCAGUGCUGAGCACGGAAGCUUCAUGAGGCAACCUCUGAGUGACGAGUGGGUGAACCUGACCGAGAAGGAGGACAUGGGCUGGCAGCAAGAGGUCAUCGAUACCUUCCAGAGGUUCACUGACAAGACACAAGGAUCGUUCAUCGAGCAGAAGAAGAUUGCACUUACCUGGCAUUACCGAAAGGCGGAUCCUGAAUUCGGAGCUUUCCAGGCACGCGAGUGCCAGAAGGAGCUCGAAAGGACCGUGGCUAAGAAACACGAUGUCGAAGUUAUGACGGGCAAGGCCAACCUCGAAGUCCGCCCAAGGUUUGUCAACAAGGGUGAAAUCGCAAAGAGGCUUGUUCUCGAGUACGGCGAUGCACCACCAGAGUUCGUCCUCUGCUUGGGCGACGACUUCACGGAUGAGGACAUGUUCCGUUCACUGCGACAGUCGAAACUGCCGAUCGACCAUGUCUUCUCGGUCACGGUCGGCGCCAGCUCCAAGCAGACGCUUGCGAGCUGGCACUUGGUCGAGCCAACAGACGUUAUCUCGGUCAUCUCGCUGCUCAAUGGCUCGGCUGAUGCGGGCAAUGUGGGGGCAGUUGCGGUUGUGGAGGGAUACGUUCCAGAGAACCGGGUGUAG